CUCGUCUGCCUUGUUUUGUUUAUGUUAUAUCCUUGGCGCCCUCUCUGCAUAUCCACAGAGAGAGAGAGAGAGAGAGAAACUUAGAGAGAGAAAGCUGAGGAUUUAAUCAUUUUCUCUUCUUGUUUGUUUUAGAUGGGUAAUGAUUGGAGUUUUGUUUUGUUGAGAUUGAGGGCACAAAUUUGCUUGAUUUUGUGGUUGUGAAAUGGGAGUGAUGAUGAGUUUGUUUAACAUCAUCGUCUUCAAAUGAAGGCACUCUGAAUUUCUGCUCGAAAUUUAAUCGACAGGAGUAGUUUCGAGGUAAAGCUUUUUUUCUUUUCUUUUUUUUUUAAUACCAAAUUGAGUAAUAUAGAUAUAUUCCCCAUAGGGACAACAAGUAUAUAUGUAUGUAUAGGGUGGUGGUGUAUAUAUCUGGUGAAAACAAUCAAUAGAUUGUAUAAAGAAAGAUUAGGACAAAAUCUUUACAAUCACUUGAUGAAGAAAGCUAUUUGUAUCUGAAAUUAAUGCAAAUGCAUUAUUAGCCAUUAAAGCCUCAUGCAUUGAAGGAAGGAGGACCAUACGAAAACGCUUCGGAAAAUCCUUAAGCACUUUUGUUGAAGAAGAUUGUGCUGAGAAAUGGCUUGUAACCAAUCCGAAAUGCAAGAGCCGAGCAUCGACACCGAUAAGCUCAGCUACGAGAUUUUCUCAAUCCUCGAAAGCAAAUUCCUCUUCGGCUACGACGACCAGAAGCUGUGGAUUCCGAAGCCGAUUCCUCCGGAGACGGAACCGAAGUCUGGACUAUCGACUCCGACGACAACCGAUAACGGAGUCCAAUCAAUCAAGAACCAGAGGGGCAAAAUCUGCAUACUCAGCAUUGACGGUGGUGGAAUGCGAAGCAUUCUAUCAGGAAAAGCCCUAGCCUACCUCGAAAAUGCUCUGAGGACAAAAUCGGGGAAUCCAGAUGCCAGAAUCGCCGAUUACUUCGACGUCGCAGCCGGCGCCGGCGUCGGAGGAAUUUUCACGGCGAUGCUCUUCGGCACCAAAGACCACAGCCGUCCGAUUUUCCAAGCGGAGGACACGUGGAAGUUUCUGGCUACGCAAGGAAAGAAAUUUUACCGUUCAUCCUCCGGUUCAGGUUCCGGCGGUGGGAAAAUUAUCAAGAAAAUUUUACGCAGCCGUUCAGGCAGCGCCACCGGUUCAUCGACGGCCGGUCUGGAAAAAUCGAUGAAAGAGGUGUUUAUAGACAGCGGAAGGAGUUUGACGUUGAAAGACACAUUGAAGCCGGUUCUGAUACCCUGUUACGAUCUCUCUAGCUCGGCUUCCUUUGUGUUCUCGCGAGCCGAUGCUUUGGAAACAGACAGCUUCGACUUCCGGCUCUGGGAGGUUUGCCGGGCUACAUCGGCUGAACCGGCAGUGUUUGAACCGGUUUCGAUGAGUUCGGUGGAUGGGCAGACCCUGUGCUUAGCGGUCGACGGGGGAUUGGCGAUGAGCAACCCAACGGCGGCGGCAAUCACGCACGUGCUACACAACAAGCAGGAGUUCCCGUUCGUGCGAGGAGUGGAGGACAUUUUGGUACUUUCACUAGGAACCGGUCAGCUACUUGAAGGAAGCUACGACUACGAGCAAGUCAAGCGCUGGAAGGCCAAGGACUGGGCUCGACCCAUGGCUCGUAUCUCCAGCGACGGCUCAGCGGACUUGGUGGACCACGCCGUGUCGAUGGCGUUCGGUCAAAGCCGUAGCAGUAACUACGUCCGCAUCCAGGCAAAUGGAUCCACCUUGGGACGUUGCGGGCCUAAUGUUGACUCAGACCCCAGCUCCGGCAACGUAAAGAUGCUCAUGGGAAUAGCCGACGAAAUGCUGAAGCAGAAGAAUGUUGAAUCUGUGCUCUUUGGUGGUAAGCGAAUUGCAGAACAGAGCAAUUUCGAUAAACUUGAUUGGUUUGCUGGAGAGCUUGUGCUGGAGCAUCAGAGGAGGAGUUGCAGAAUAGCUCCCACUGUUGCAUUCAAGCAAGCCACCACCCCUGGAUCCACCUAGACAAUUCUCAACAGAAAAAUACAAAAAAACAAAAAAAUGGUAUGCUUUUGUUUUAAUCCUGUUUCUAUAUAGUUCCGUGCAUUGAUUGGUAUUGUCACAUUACAUGAUCUUUAUCACUCAUCACAUCUAACUUAAGCUUUGCUCAUAUCAAAUUGGCCCCAGCUCAAUUUUUAUAAUUGUAACAACUCAUGUAACCGAUAUCUUUUUAUUUUUCUUUAUGUAAUCUCUUUAUAUACUUUUGCAUAUAUGGAUUUCAUGAAUCAUAAUCA
Camellia sinensis is the source of this 2279-nucleotide messenger RNA. Its product is annotated as patatin-like protein 6. Gene Ontology annotation, biological process: lipid metabolic process. The record is from RefSeq and is a predicted model, not a curated record. Lineage: Eukaryota; Viridiplantae; Streptophyta; Magnoliopsida; Ericales; Theaceae.